CGCACCGUCUCCUUGCGUAAUUGGCUUGGAAAAUUCUCAUGGCCAACCCCAACGCUGAAGUGACGACUUCAUUAUUCCACUACAAUUUAAGGCGAAUUUGGACUUAAUUUACGCUCAAAUUUAAGUCGUUCAAACAGUCAUCAUCCUGUUCAAAUUCAGAGGGUUGAAUUUUAAAACCUAGCUGUUUCCUCAAAAGGGGGACCAAGUAAAAGUACAUCUCCACCAAAACGAGUAUAUUUUCCCCAAACCCCCCAUGUUGCUCAAACCUAAAAACCAAGAUGAAUAAAGCAAAUACUCAAAGGUAUACUGCCAUUUCUAUUCAACUCGUAAUAGAAGUUGAGAAAAGCCAACCAAAAAAUUGACAAAAAUUAUAGGAAUCUUCGCAUAUUUUACACACUAUUACCUUGAAAACAUCAUAAAUUCUUUGUUUCCACCUUGUGAUUUUAACUACUUGUACGUUUGUAAAUGUUACCAACUGGCCUGCUUGCGUGAUAAAAAGAGAGCAUCCGCUGGCUUAUUGGACUUUCUUUUUCUUCCUUUCUGCUUUAGAUCUAAAAACCCAAUUCGUGGAUUAAUUCUUGUUGUUAGUCAGAAAGGAAUUUCAGAGUCUGCUGUAUUCUUUUUCCUGUUUUGUGAGUUAAAACAGUCAGCGGAGGAAACAAAAGAAGGAGAUCUAUGGGGUUGGUGGGUGUCCAAGAAAAUGGUAAUGGGGAAAUGGCUUUGUCUUUGGGGAACAAGAAUAAGUACAAGAGAAUGGAUUCUAAGUUAUCAGAUGAUUUUGAUGAUGAUGCUUCUCAUCAUCGUCAUCAACUAGAGAGGAAGAGAAGUAUCAGGAAAUAUGUUCUUGCUUGUGCCAUUUUUGCAUCUCUCAACAAUGUUCUUCUUGGCUAUGAUGUAGGCGUCAUGAGUGGAGCAAUUAUAUUUAUACAGGAAGAUCUGAAGAUAACUGAGGUACAAGAAGAAGUUCUCGUUGGGAUUUUGAGCAUCAUUUCACUUUUGGGUAGCUUAGCAGGUGGAAGGACAUCAGAUAUUAUUGGUAGAAAGUGGACAAUGGCCUUUGCUGCCGUUGUAUUUCAAAUUGGUGCAGCUAUAAUGACACUUGCACCUUCAUUCCAAGUACUAAUGAUAGGACGAGUUUUGGCUGGGAUUGGCAUAGGCUUUGGGGUCAUGAUUGCUCCAGUCUAUAUUGCUGAGAUAUCACCAACCGUUGAUAGAGGCUCUCUUACCUCCUUCCCAGAGAUUUUCAUAAAUGUAGGAAUUUUGCUUGGUUAUGUCUCAAAUUAUGCAUUCUCCGGUCUUUCAGUACACACAAACUGGAGGGUAAUGCUGGCUGUUGGAAUUUUGCCUUCAAUCUUCAUAGGGUUUGCACUUUUCAUUAUCCCUGAAUCACCAAGGUGGUUGGUCAUGCAGAACAGAGUUGAAGAAGCAAGAUCUGUGCUAUUAAAAACAAAUGAAAUUGAGAAAGAGGUGGAUGAGAGGCUCUCAGAAAUAGUGGCUGCAGCUGGAAUGUCUAAUGGAGAGAAGAAUGAAGAUAAAGCUGUGUGGCGUGAACUGUUAAGCCCUUCUCCUUCACUUCGUCGGAUGCUGAUCACUGGCUUUGGAAUCCAGUGUUUCCAACAAAUCACUGGAAUAGAUGCGACUGUGUAUUAUAGCCCCGAAAUCUUGAAGGAUGCUGGGAUUGAGAGUAAUUCUAAGCUUCUUGCUGCAACAGUUGCUGUGGGUGUCACAAAGACUGCUUUUAUAUUGAUUGCUACAUUUCUUGUUGAUAGAGUAGGGAGGAAGCCCUUGCUCUAUGUGAGCACAAUUGGAAUGACUGUCUGUUUGUUUACCUUAAGCCUUAGCCUUGCCUUACUGGGGAAUGGGCAGCUCGGAAUUGCACUGGCUGUGUUGUGUGUUUGUGGAAAUGUAUCUUUUUUUUCUGUGGGAAUGGGUCCUAUUUGCUGGAUUUUGACAUCCGAAAUCUUUCCUUUGAGGUUGCGAGCUCAAGCAUCUGCUCUUGGGGCUGUUGGUAACAGGGUAUGCAGUGGCUUUGUUGCCAUGUCGUUCCUUUCUCUUUCCCGUACAAUUACAGAGGCUGGAACUUUUUUCCUCUUUUCACUUUUGUCAGCUCUUUCUGUUCUCUUUGUUUACACACUUGUUCCAGAAACAAAGGGGAAGUCAUUGGAACAGAUUGAGUUGCUUUUUCAAGAUCAAAAUGAAUGGCAAGGAAGUGAAGUGGAGCUGGGAGACUCUGAGCAUCUAGUACAGAAAGCAUGAGUAAUUGGGGAUUGGCAGGUGCAUUUUUCAAGGUGGAAUCUUGCAAUUUUUGGUUUAAUGAUUGAAGAGGAAAAGGAAGGAACGAUAUGAAAAUUUACAUUAUUCACGGAGCUGUCAUUGUGCAUCAGCUAAAGAGAAUUUUUUCUAACACCCUGGGUAUCUGCAACUGAAAGCUCUAAGAGUUGGUAACCAAAAGGAGGUCUUAUGAUACUUGAGGUGCAUUAUUAAGUAUGCCUGAAGCUAUUUUUGUUCUCCAUGUCUUCUUAUACGGUUUAUUUAUCUUGUGAUCUAUGAGAAAAUAGUAUUCAUGUUAGAAGUAUAGCUUGGAUUCUAGCCAAAUACUUCCCUGUAUCAGUAUUUGAUUGCCUCAUACAAAUCCUCAGAAAGUUUGCCAUACAAUUGAUGGAAACUAACAUGGCUGUGCUUCUUCAUGUUUGCACCUUUUAGGCAAGUCAUGUCAUGUUUAGUUCAAUGAGUAUGGGAAUCAUUUUAAAUCAGACUUUGAAUUUGCAAUCCCAAACUUAAAUUUAUAAUGUAAAAGAUAAGUGGUUAGCGUCGUCUGUUUUCUUGUCUUUUUUUUUUCUUGGUUAAGAUAUGCUUUCUGGAUCUUGGAAUCCUGCAGAUGUUAAAUUCAGCUUGCUUGGUUCCUCAGGUUUGACUCUGUGAUGGUU
Molecule: messenger RNA, 2927 nt
Organism: Durio zibethinus
Lineage: Eukaryota; Viridiplantae; Streptophyta; Magnoliopsida; Malvales; Malvaceae
Product: putative polyol transporter 4
Biological process (GO): transmembrane transport
Cellular component (GO): membrane
Molecular function (GO): carbohydrate:proton symporter activity
Source: RefSeq, a predicted model, not a curated record